Saccostrea cuccullata (small rock oyster) is the source of this 390-nucleotide messenger RNA. RefSeq lists its product as uncharacterized. Bases 1 to 390 code for a protein of 129 amino acids. Lineage: Eukaryota; Metazoa; Mollusca; Bivalvia; Ostreida; Ostreidae. The record is from RefSeq and is a predicted model, not a curated record. The transcript has 2 exons.
AUGCAAAGGGAUAUAUCAGUUACAAAAAAUGGAUAUCUAGUUUUUACAGAGAAUGAUUGCAGAACAGUGGAAAUCGUGAAGAAUGAAGAGAUAGAAGAGGUGAUCAGACUUCAGAACUCGAAAAUUGUUGGUGUCUGCAGCAGUAUCUCUUGUGAUCUUCUGGUUAUUAUGACCAGUGAUGACAAAAAACAAUCAAAAGUUGUUCGUUACACUGACUUCACACAGAAACAAACGAUUCAUGGAGCUAGAGCAGUAGUGGUGGUCAAUCAGACUGGGACAUUGAGAUUCAGGUACACUGGACAUACUCCUGCACCGGAAAAGAAACAAUUCAAUCCGGAAGGAAUCACCACAGACAGUCAAAGCCACAUCCUUAUAGCUGAUUUUAACUAG